UGACUCAGAUCGGAGGACCCCUUGUCUUGCUACAGAUUUGGGCGUGGGAGAGAUUGAUUCGCAUUGCCCCGUCUAGGCGGCAACUAGUUGCUCCUGGUGAGGUUCCCAUCGGGCAGGGAGACAUGCAGAUGCCGGCCGGACCUCGAGGUAGCCGGUGGAGGGUUGACAUGAGCCACGAGGUCGUAUCGACCCACGUAGUGGUCGUGUAUAGAGACCAGCUUGACCGGAUGAUAGACGGCGAGUUUAUCUGGCAGCCUUAUGCUGAUGUCCUCCAGACGCUCCCAGACUACUGCCGCCUAGGUGAGGAUAUAUGGAUGGCGAGAGUACCACUCAUUUGUUUUGACGUGGUUGAGUGGCAUCUCCCUGAUCGUGUCCUCCGACAGUUUGGUCGGGUCCAGGCCGUGCCGGAUCGGUGUGACACCGAGUGGCGGUUGCAUGCGACGGAUAGACGUGGCCGAGCCAGCACUGACUGGAGUCAGCAUCAUAUGCGAUACAUACAGUUGUGGGAUGCCCGUCGCGACACUAUUGUACAGGCUGACUGGAGUGAUGGGGUCCUCUCCUCUCCCGACCCUUACAUGUUGUGGUAUCGGCGACAUACACACCUACUUGUCGGUAAUCCGAGCCACCUGUCCGAGGCCGGAUAUCAGAGAGUUGGGCCUUCUCUCGAGGCAUUGGUGGUUCGAGCUGGGAGGUCAUAUCACUUGGCUGAGGAUGCUAUUUUCAGACGUGAUGGACAGCUUGGUCUGCAGGCCCUUGUAGAGAUCAGAGAGUUAUUGUACGAGGGGAUCCAGCAUGCCCAUCGGGUAGAUCGUCUGCAUUUUGGGGACUACGGUGUACACAGUGCAGCAGCUGCUCCAGACACAUCAGUCCCGUCCACGUCAGUGCCUUCCAGUUCAGCGCCAGCCACAGCAGGUCCUUCGACUUCAGUCACCCCACCACAUGAUACCCCAUACAUUUCUCCAUAUUCCCCACACGUACAUCUUACCCAGCAUGCUGACCCUGACCCUGAUUGGUCACCGCCCCGCUUCAUGCAUGAUGUUAUUACCCCACCCACCCAGUUACAUCCUACUUUUCUGGGGAGUACUUCGACCGCGCCCCGGUUCAUGCAUGAUGUUGUUACCCCACCCACCCAGUUACAUCCUACUUUUCUGGGGAGUACUUCGACCGCGCCCCGGUUCAUGCAUGAUGUUGCUACCCCACCCACCCAGUUACAUCCUACUUUUCUGGGGAGUACUUCGACCGCGCCCCGGUUCAUGCAUGAUGUUGCUACCCCACCCACCCAGUUACAUCCUACUUUUCUGGGGAGUACUUCGACCGCGCCCCGGUUCAUGCAUGAUGUUGCUACCCCAGCCACCCAGUUACCACCUGCUUUUAUGGGGACUACUUCGACCGCGCGCCAGGAGUACACAUGA
This is a messenger RNA of Camellia sinensis, 1412 nucleotides long. NCBI's taxonomy places the organism in Eukaryota, Viridiplantae, Streptophyta, Magnoliopsida, Ericales, Theaceae. The record is from RefSeq and is a predicted model, not a curated record.